Molecule: messenger RNA, 705 nt
Organism: Plasmopara halstedii
Lineage: Eukaryota; Oomycota; Peronosporomycetes; Peronosporales; Peronosporaceae
Product: ubiquitin-conjugating enzyme
Exons: 2
Coding region: 1-705 (234 amino acids)
Source: RefSeq, a predicted model, not a curated record
AUGCUAACAAGGGAAAAUUUAUCACAUGAAGUAGCGCAACGAGUAGCUCGUGAGCUCCGUAAACUUGUCAUGCAGCCAUUAGAUGGCAUUCGGUACCUUCCACAUGACAAAGAGCAGCUAAGCGAAAUUUACGCGGAAAUUCGUGGACCGGAGGAUACGCCAUACCAAGGAGGUUUCUUUAAACUUCGGCUCACACUUGCCGAGAAUUUUCCCCAACAGCCGCCACGCGGCGUAUUUUUAACAAAAAUAUUCCAUCCCAAUGUUUCCCAGCCAGCGGGCGACAUUUGCGUCAACACACUGAAAAAGGACUGGAAGGCAUCCCUUGGUCUGGCCCAUGUGCUGCAAGUGAUUCGGUGUUUACUGAUCGUACCAUUUCCGGAAUCGUCACUUAAUGAGGAGGCGGGAAAGUUAUUUUUGGACAGUUAUGAUGAGUAUGCACGUCGUGCCAAGCUAUGGACAAGCAUUCACGCUCCAAAACGAUCCGCUUUGGAUAAGGAGAUGAAUGAGACGAGUAAAGAAGAGAGUUUUGACAACGAUCAAAACAGUAACAACAAUGAACUCAAACGAUCUGCAGACCAAAGCGUUAAUUUAACCAGCAAAAAGGAAAUUACGCUGUCGACGCCUAUGAAGAAAAUGAAGAUACAGAGUAAUGUGGAAAAUUCGCUACGAAAGAUGGUCAAGAAGAAAGCAGUCAAGCGUUUGUAA